AUGUCUACACCCCGCCUCUUCCAGCCCAUCCAAGUCGGCCGCAUGCAACUAGAGCACCGUGUCGUGCACCCUUCAAUGACCCGCAACCGUGUCGACAAGGACACGCGCGUAGUAGGCGACGACGUCGUGGCCCAUUACGCCCUUCGCGCUACCGUACCUGGCACGCUGCUCAUAGCGGAAGCGACCUACAUCACUCCCAAGGGCGCCGCUUUUGAUCUCUGGCAGCAUACCCCAGGUCUAUGGUCUCCUGAGCAGGUCCGGGCAUGGAAGAAGGUCACCGACGCCGUCCAUGCUCGUGGCUCCUUCAUGAUACUUCAGUUCUGGGUACUAGGCCGCGAGGCUGACCCGGACCUCCUAGCCGCGAUGAACCCGCCACCACCAUACAUCUCUGCCUCAGGGAUACCCAUAGAAGGUAGACGCCGAGCUCCUCGCGCUCUCACUCGUGAAGAAAUCCAGGAGUAUGUCCGCCUACACGCCGACGCCGCCAAGCUAGCCAUCAACGAGGCAGGCUUCGACGGGAUCGAAGUCAACGCCGGCGCCGGAUAUCUGCUCGACGAGUUCCAGAAGGAGUUCUCGAAUACGCGUACAGACGAGUACGGCGGGACGCCCGAGAACCGUGCGCGUUUUACGCUUGAAGUUUACGAUGCGAUGGCGCGCGAGAUAGGUGCCGAUCGCCUCGGAAUCAAGCUCAUGCCUUGGGAUACCGUCCGGGGCAAAGGCUACGAGAACGAGGAUCCCAUCCCGACGUUCUCAUACCUCGUGUCCGAGCUACGUCGGCGCCAUCCCGACUUCGCAUAUCUGCACGUCGUCGAGCCCCGAUUCGGUCCGACUUGGAAUGGGCGCCCUGUGAAGGGGGACGAGUCUAAUGAAUUCCUGUACGAGAUCUGGAAAGGCAAACCGUAUAUCACCGACAGUGGCUACACCCGCGAGACCGCCAUCGCACAGGCGGAGUCGGACGAGCAUACGCUCGUUGCCUUUGGGCGGGACUACACCUCAAAUCCCGACCUCCCUAUCCGUCUCCAGUACGACCUUCCAUUGACGCCAUACGUACGGGACACAUUCUACUCCCAACUCGAUCCGGCCGGCUACAAUACGUUCGGCUUUGCGGAGGAGAGCAAGCAGAUUCUUGCGGAGCGCGGGGUCAUAGUCGACAAUGUAUGA
Messenger RNA from Peniophora sp. CBMAI 1063, 1161 nucleotides. Lineage: Eukaryota; Fungi; Basidiomycota; Agaricomycetes; Russulales; Peniophoraceae. The record is from the annotation of a GenBank genome assembly.